UUGUUUGACUCGUACUCGUGCUUAAAUUAAACUAAAGAUAUCAAAAGUGAAAAUGUUAAUAUUAAUAAAUAUAUUGCUAAUAAAUUCCGACUAAAACACAAUUUACACGUUGUGCUAAUGUAAAAUAAUUAUAGAGAAUAGACAAUUGUAUCAGAAUGGUGUUGAUACGCGAAUAUAGAAUCUGCUUGCCUCUGACAGUCGAAGAGUAUCGUGUAGGACAAUUGUAUAUGAUUGCUCGACACAGCCAUGAGCAAAGCAACAAUGGUGAAGGUGUAGAAGUCGUUGUCAACACAGAAUGUGAAGAUCCUGUUCACGGUAAAGGCAGAUAUACAGAAAAAAGGAUACAUUUAAACAGCCGGUUACCUUAUUGGGUCCAGUCUAUGCUACCGAAAUGGUUUUAUUUGCUAGAGAAGUCCUGGAAUUAUUUUCCAUUCACCAUGACUGAAUACUCUUGUUCGUUUGUACCAAAGUUCAAUGUAUCGAUAAUAACACGUUAUGAAGAUAAUAACGGCUCUAACGGUAACUGUCUGGGUCUAUCCCCAGAAGAAUUGGCGGUUCGAUCUGUCGAUCAUAUAGAUAUAGCUUACGAUGAAGUUUGUUCACAUCAUUAUUCGGAAAAUGAAGAUCCUAAAUAUUUCAAAUCCAAGUUGACCAAUCGGGGGCCCCUUGUCGAGGGAUGGAGGCAGAAGGAGUUUGAUCCUGACUCUACCGGUGCGACUCCUAUUAUGUGUUGUUAUAAACUCGUAAAAGUGUCUUUUGAUGUUUGGGGUGUACAGACGAGGGUUGAAGAGUUUGUACAUAAGUGCAUUCGAGAAACAUUAUUGCUGGGACAUAGGCAAGCAUUUACGUGGAUUGAUGAAUGGUAUUUGAUGACGGUAGAAGAUGUUUACAAAUACGAAGAACAAAUGCAGAAUGAAACCAACCAGAGGUUACGAGACUGUCUCAUGGGGGGUAUUGGAGCGUCGGGCGAUUUUGAAGAAGAUAACGCACUGAACGGGAUUGAACAACAUAUUUCUUCAAGCCCCAGCGGGAGAAGAAGGAGCCUGAAUCCAAACAGUGUUAAUAGCGUACAAGAAAAUAUUCAAUGAGGACAAAGAUAUGAAAUACGAAGGUAUCUUAUUGCUGAGUUGCACGAAUUUUAAAAUUGAACAAAAGAGUUGUUAAUCUGUAUCCG
Ctenocephalides felis (cat flea) is the source of this 1174-nucleotide messenger RNA. It is a transcript of the gene rdgBbeta, whose product is annotated as cytoplasmic phosphatidylinositol transfer protein 1. NCBI's taxonomy places the organism in Eukaryota, Metazoa, Arthropoda, Insecta, Siphonaptera, Pulicidae. Gene Ontology annotation, molecular function: phosphatidylinositol transfer activity; phosphatidylinositol binding. Bases 156 to 1088 code for a protein of 310 amino acids. The transcript is spliced from 6 exons. Gene Ontology annotation, biological process: phospholipid transport. Gene Ontology annotation, cellular component: cytoplasm. The record is from RefSeq and is a predicted model, not a curated record.